This is a messenger RNA of Medicago truncatula (barrel medic), 2443 nucleotides long. RefSeq names its product TMV resistance protein N. Gene Ontology annotation, molecular function: ADP binding. Lineage: Eukaryota; Viridiplantae; Streptophyta; Magnoliopsida; Fabales; Fabaceae. The transcript is spliced from 5 exons. Gene Ontology annotation, biological process: defense response; signal transduction. The record is from RefSeq and is a predicted model, not a curated record. The coding region runs from base 1180 to 2391 and encodes 403 amino acids.
AUUGAUGUCGAUGUAACUGUAACUGAUAUGACAUUAAUGCCAUAAGAUGAGAUGCAAAAGACUAAUGCUAACCCUAUUAGGUGCAUAUUGGGUCAAGAAAUUGAUGACUCCAUUUAUGAGAGAUGGACAAAGAUGAGAUUGGUGGGAUCUCUGCUUGAAUAUAAUUUCAACCAUGAGUCCCACCAAUCUCAUAUUUGUGUCUUUCUCUCUACAAAUGAAAUCCUCCAUUUCUUUUGAGAAAUGAAGAGGAUCCCAACACAUAUUUAUAAUUCACUCAUCGUGUCUAAUCUCAAACUACCAAAUUACUUGAGAUAACUUUUGUUGCGAACAUGGCUUAGGAUACAAGAAAAGAACCUAUCACUGUAUUUCUAAAUUAGUCUUGAACUAGUUAGAUUGAGAUUUAUGUGUUGUGUGGUUGUAAUACUGUUUAUUUAUUUAUUUUAUUAGACUAAAAAUUAAAAUGAUAUGUUAAAUUAAACAAUUGAUGCAUAUUUCAAAUAGAAGCAAUAUGAUUAAGAUGGUAAUGGUAUUUUAAAGUAGAAAUAUGGUAGCCAUUUAUUUUUAUGCUUUUGAUGGCAUCGUUGUGUUCAUUUUUUAUUUUAUUUUUUUUUAAUUCCUUUUCUCCUUUUGCCUUGCAUGCACAAUUGUUGUUAUAGAUUUUAAUCUGAGUUUUGUUGGAUGUGUUCCUCAAUUAAACUCCAAAUGAGGUUUGUCUCUUCAUUGGAGAUGUUAUUUCAUGUCUUUAUUCCAUUACUUAUAAGGGCGAACUAAAUUAGUCACAUGUCAACUAAAAUGGGGUGGUCCAAGUGAUAAACAACUUGGUUAACUUAAACAUGUGAUCAGGAGGAGUGUCUUAAGCAUGUGAUUACAAAUGCCAAUAUCUAGUUUGGCUAAACUCACGAAUCUCUAUGUCCUUUUAAAUAUGUCUAUUAUUAUUCUAAUGUCAAUUAUCUUUUUCUUGUCAAGUUCUUACUAGACCAAGAAUUUUAUAGAUAUAUUAAUUAUAAUGAGUGACUGAAAAACUACUCCCAGUGUGGAAAACUUACACAUAUUCAUCUCUCGAGACGUUGAUUCAUUCUGAAGCCGAAAAUCAUCUUUAGCCUGAUACUGGUGACCACUAUUGCUUUCUCUACAAAGGUGCUUCAAUCUUAUAAACUAGCACAUUGUUAUUCAGUUUCAAUGGAAGAUUUUUCACAAAACUCAAAAUGGAAGUAUCAUGUUUUCUUGAGUUUUAGGGGAGAAGACACGCGCUUAGGCUUCACCGAUCACCUAUAUGCAUCCUUGGUGCGCAAGAGUAUAAUAACGUUCAGAGAUGAUGAAGAACUUGCAAGAGGUGAAGUCAUCUCACAAAAACUCCUCCAUGCAAUCGAAGAAUCUCUCUCAGCAAUUGUUAUAAUCUCUAAAAACUAUGCUGACUCAGCUUGGUGUUUGGAUGAGUUAGUCAAGAUUCUCGAAUCCAAACGGUUGUUGGGACAACAGGUGUUCCCAAUCUUCUACGGUGUAGAUCCCUCUGAUGUAAGGAAUCAAAGGGGAAGUUUUGCUGAGGCUUUUAAGAAACAUGAAGAAAAAUUUAGUGAAAGCAAAGAGAAGGUGCAAAGGUGGAGAGAUGCAUUGAGAGAGGUUGCCAAUUUCUCAGGGUGGGACUCUAAGGAUCAACAUGAAACUAAACUCAUUGAAGAAGUUAUUGCACAAGUAUGGAAAAGACUAGAACUCAAGUUCCCAUCCUAUAAUGAUGGUCUGGUUGCAAUUGAUGUAAGAUUGGAAGAACUAUAUUCAACUCUGAAGCUAGGACUGGAGGAUGUUCAUUUCAUAGGGAUAUGGGGUAUGGGCGGGAUAGGAAAAACAACUCUUACUACAGCUCUCUUCAAAAAAAUUAAAAGCCAAUUUGAUGUAAGUUGCUUCAUUACCAAUGUCAGAGAGGGAACUGAACUUGUGCAAGGUAUAGUUUUGAAAUCAUCGCCAUCUACGCUGUAUGAAGCACAUUGGGACCCUGAGGCGUUCUCAAAGAUGGGUAAUCUUAGGUUACUCAUUAUAUUAUGUGAUUUGCAUCUUUCCCUUGGUCUGAAAUGUCUUUCUAGCUCACUAAAAGUGCCUGUAUGGUGGGGAUAUCCACUGAAUUCUCUACCAGUUGGGGUUCAACUAGAUGAGCUUGUAAAUUUACAAAUGAUCAACAGUAAAGUUAAACAGUUGUGGAAUGGAAAUAAGUAUUAUGGAAAGCUGAAAGUAAUUGAUUUGAGUAACUCUAAAGAUUUACGUCAAACUCCAAAUGUCUCUGGAAUUCCAAAUCUUGAAGAGCUGUAUCUUAAUGAUUGUACAAAACUUGUUGAAGUUCACCAAUCCAUCAGACAACAUAAAAAACUUAGAGUGUGUUUGGAUGGGGGAAUGUUUUGAGGGAAUGUAUUGUUUUGAGGGAAUUCAAAUACUUUGGGGUGAAUUCCAUUGU